Messenger RNA from Cydia pomonella (codling moth), 1209 nucleotides. RefSeq names its product glutathione S-transferase 1-like (gene GSTe6). Bases 144 to 842 code for a protein of 232 amino acids. NCBI's taxonomy places the organism in Eukaryota, Metazoa, Arthropoda, Insecta, Lepidoptera, Tortricidae. The record is from RefSeq and is a predicted model, not a curated record. The transcript has 6 exons. Gene Ontology annotation, biological process: glutathione metabolic process. Gene Ontology annotation, molecular function: glutathione transferase activity.
AAAGAAUGUAAGUACAAUACAUUUAUAGUCAUUAAAAUAAAACUUUAAUAUAAUGUACAGGUAUUGGCUUUCAAGCUCGCUGAUUUCGAAGGAAUACAAAAACUACUUAUUCUCGUUUGACCAAACAGUAAACAAUAGUAAAUAUGAGGGCAAUCUUAUACCAUUCGAACAGCAGUCCGCCGUCACGGGCUGUCAAGAUGGUCGCCGGCAUCCUGAAAGUACAGUUAGAAGAAAGAUAUCUUAACCCGGUGGCGAGGGACCAGGACACACCAGAGUUAAUCGAGAAGAAUCCUAUGAGAUCUAUACCUAUGCUAGACGAAGGAGACUAUUGGAUAGCCGACAGUCACGCUAUAAUUGUGUAUCUUUUUGAAAAAUACGCAAAACCUGAGCAGCAACAUCUGUACCCCUCUGACAUUCGAAAACGCGCCACGAUCAACCAGCGAAUGUAUUUCGAAUGUGGUAUAUUGUUUCCCAGGCUUCGAUCUGUAAUGUCUAACUUUCAGGCCCCAACAUUCUGGGGAAAGCUGACAGAGCUCUCGAAGUCCAUGAAGUCCAACAUAGAGGACGCGUACCGCACGCUGGAAGCCUAUUUGUCUCGCAACCUGUACGUGGCAGACGACGUAUUGACAUUGGCAGACAUAAGCAUAGUUACCACGGUGUCGACGAUGGACGGCAUCUACUCUGUUGAUGGCAAAAGGUAUCCAAAGUUAAAGCAGUGGUUGCAGACGAUGUCGCAGAAGGAUUUCUGUCAAAAAUACAACGAGCCAGGAAGGGAGGAGCUGGUUACCGUGCUUGUUACUAUGAUGGACAACAACAAGCACAAUCAGCGAGCGAAACUUUAAUAUAUGUUGUUGUAGGUACAAACCUAUGUGCACACAAAGGACGCGAAGUCCUCUGUGCGUCAAAAAAACCGUGGAAAACCAUGAACGUCAUAAAACAUUCACAUAAUCAUUUGUGAACGUCGUCCUACAGAAGUAUAUUCGUAGGAAUACCAGCGACGCGCAUACAUAUUAAAAUACAGCCCCUUAAUCACGGCCAUAUUUUGUCGCAGUUUUGUCAACGCCUGUCAAUGAACAACAUCUUGCUCGUGUUUUGCGUGUACCAAAGUAAAUAAUCAAUUAAAUAUAAAAGGAAGUGGUAACUUGGUAUUGAUUACUACACUUAUGUUAAAGUGGUGUGGAAAUGUAUAUAAAACACAAUUUAUAAGAA